Molecule: messenger RNA, 4110 nt
Organism: Amoebophrya sp. A120
Lineage: Eukaryota; Dinophyceae; Syndiniales; Amoebophryaceae
Source: the annotation of a GenBank genome assembly
AGGGGCGCGGGCGUUCUCCCAGCAAGAAUAAAGUGGACCGGUCUUCAAAGCUCAAGUUGCAAGCGGGCAAGGGUGAGCUGGACUUUCUCGAUGAAGAUGAUCCAGAUUUCAAAGUGCAUGAACGCGCAGACCGAAAUGGCCGUAGCAGAAGUCCCAGAUUCUUUCACGUGUAUGAAUUGCAAAAGCAUCGUACUCCUAUACUAAUGCAUAUAUACAAAUAUUAUUUGUAUGAGAAAUAGAAUUUCUAUUGCGGAUAAAAAUUUACCUUAAGAAAAAGAUAAUUUGUACUGCAUGGUUGCAAUUCCAAUUACUACGAGUGCGAUGCCUUUGCAGUUCAUAGCGUGAGCGAAAAAGAUGUGGCAGAACGCCAGCGCCAGCAGCGAGAACAAAAGGCACCCAGGGCGUAUCCGGGUGGCCGUCCGGACAUCAAGAACUACCCCUUGCAGCCGCUGCCUGCGAAUUAUGUGCCACGGCCGCUAGUCUUCGCGGGAGCAACUACGACAAGCGCAGGAGCAGCAGCUGCUGCUUCCUCCUCCUCGUUUAUCGCUCCUCCUUCCGGUUCCGCGACAAACAACCACUUUGGGAUGAGCGAGGCAGCGCAGAAGCAAAUGGCAGAGCGCGAAAUCCUUGACGCGAAAUUGUUGAGACAGAACGAGAAGACGUCGGCCUUGCGGGACGGUCAAUCUCGACUGGGUGACGGGUGGCGCGACGGUGACUCGGAGGAUCGCGGUCUCACCCCUUCUGGUGCUGCGCUCGCAGCAUAUAAAGCAAAACGGGAUGAGACGAUGAAACGGAAGGCAGUGUCCCCAGUCCGCCCAAAGAGCACGUGGAGGGGUGGGAGCAAAGUGAAAGGCAGGCGGGGAAGAUCCCUCAGUCCGCCCGUCCAGGAGCAUUUGCGGGGAAAUCAUACCAAUAAACCUCUUGCUGCGUCUUCCUCCUCCACUGGCGCUAAUCGAAUUGCGGAUCAUCAACGUGGGCCCCUGCGCCGUUCAUCCCGGUCUCGAAGUCGCAAUCGCGGCGGCGGCGGGGAUCGAUAUCCUGUGAAAAAACGUCCCCACACCGUAGUCAAGUACUUAAUGGUAAAUUUGCAACAGAAAUGAUCUCCAAGCUCUGGGAGUUCUGCAUGACAAGCCUGGCCUCGUAGUGUAGUCCUGUUUUGCUAGUGCAGCAGCGUCACAGAUCUAGCACAUCGCGCUGAUUGGAGCGUGACAAAUUCCGAAACACAAAAAGAAAACGCCUCUCAUGGGGCUCCGCAUGGGAAGUAUUUUCAACAUGCAGAUUUGCAUGACAACUCUGGGGUCGUGGGGAUGACGUUUUUACUCAGGAUAACCGAGGAGACAACAUGAUCCGUAGGAGGAGCCCGGCUCCGGACAAUAGACAUCUUGGCGGUCGUUGUUACCGAGCACCAAGUCGAAGUCCUUCCGUGAUCAACCGACCAGGUCGAAGUCCUUCCGUGAUAAGACCAAAUAAAAGUCGAAGUCCUUCUUCCGCGAUAAACCGACCAAACGGACGGGGCGGAAGCAAAGUGAAAGAUAAGAAGACCACACCCGUACAUCUCCUUGGCGGCCGAAGUAGUAAGGAGCGCGUCAACAGCGCUUCGAAUAACGUCCGCGAAGAUGGUGGCAAGGAAAGUAAGGUGAAGCAACGCAGCCUGCCCCGGGAACCGAGAGGUGGUCGAAGUAGCAAGCUGAAGGAUAAUAAUAAGCCGAGAGGUGGAGGCCGAAGCAAAGAAAAGGACACAACGUCUAUCGAGACCAACUACAACACUACUUUUGCGGGCGGAGGCAAUAAAGUUGCCAAAAACCACAACGACGGCCUUGCCAAGAAUCCGAAAAGACCGGUGUCUCUGUCGUGGGGAGAUGAUGGACGAGGUGAAACAAGCUUAUGCACUGCAAAAGUAUCGUACUAGUAUAAAUUGCAUUACAAAUUAGCCCAGCAUGAUUACAAAUUGAAUUUGUCAUUGUGAUUUCCCUUGAGAGAGAGAUUUGUAAUGCAUAAAUGCAAUUACUACGAGUGCCAUACUUUUACGCAGGAUAAAGCUCUCCUCGCAACAAGAACGAUCGCUCCUCGCACGACAUUCUGGGCGGCCCAGGCCCGUCGCGUUACUCCAGCAGGGAGAAGGAACACACCAACAAACGCCCGAGGAGCCCGAGCAAACGGCACGACGACCAGCUACGAGAGUUGUAGUUGUGCUGAACCUCCCCUUCAACUUCAUUUGAACAAACGCAUAUUUAUUAGAAGCCACACAAGUUGUUUUAGUGGCACAGAAGUGGGUCAUCUCCCGCAUGUAAAAUCCACCGAACAAGGACAACAAUUCUAGCACUGUUUUUUUCUCUACAACUCGAGGAACAGAGAACUUGUCAUGCGACCAAUCUAUCAACAUCGUCAUCACGCAAAGUGCUCAUCUUUUCAACUUUGAAAGCUAUCAAAUUUUGAAAAGAUGCUCUUUCUGCAUCUUUUCAAAUUUUGAUAAGUGGCUUCUCACUUUCCAAAUUUUGAAAAGAUGUUUCCUUCAGCAUCUUUUCAAAAUUUGACAACCUCCUUGGCAACCUCUUUGAUGAGGUCUCCCAAGAGGCUAUUAACUUAAGCUAUUCCGCAUGGUAUGGUGGAUUUUGAUGAACCUAUUUGGGAACCCUCCUUGGUGCGCCCAGACAGAGAAUUGCUGACAAAAGUCCAAGGCUUUGACUUGCGCUCCAGCUGGCGGGUCGCCAGAUGGUAAGCAAAGCCGUGCCUCUGGCGACACCUGUUUGCUUGCCUCUUUUGUGGCUCCGAAGAUUGCGAAGAUGCCCCCUCAGCAAGUUUGCGAAUUUUGAAAGCCACGCAGAAGAGUAGGCUGCCCACCCUUUCCGCGGCUGUCGAAAUUUGAAAAGAUGCGCUGGUAGCAUCUUUUCAAAUUUUGGAAGCCACAGAAGACUGAGCUGACCUCCCUUUGCGUGGUUUCUCAAAUUUGAAAAGAUGCUCCUUCGGCAUCUUUUCAAAUCCUGAAAGCCACAGAACAGCCAGCUGCCCUCCUCGUCUGCGGCAUGUAAAAUUUGAAAAGAUGCUCCUUCAGCACCUUUUCGAAUCUUGGCAACCUCAGGACAGAAAACGGAUCGGCUCUUCUGCGGCUUCGAAGAUUGAAAGGAUGCUCCUUUAGCAUCUUUUCGAAUUUUGAAAACCACAGACGAGUAAGCCGACCCCGCUUUCUGCGGCUUCAAAAAUUGAGAAGAUGCUCCUAGAGCAUCUUUUCAAAUUUUGAAAAGCACAGAAGAGCAGGCGACCCGCCUCUUUUGCGCCUUUUGAAAUUCGAAAAGAUGUUCCUUCAGCAUCUUUUCAAAUCCUGGAAACCACAGAAGAGUAAACUGCUCGGGUCUCUUGUGGCUUCGUUAUGGCAAAGAUGCUCCUUCAGCAUCUUUUCAAAUUUUGCAGGCCAAAGGCCACGCGCUUCAGAUGUGAAAAGAUGCUGAAAGGGCAUCUUUUCAAAUCUCAAGAACCACCGGUGCCUUUCCCUACCUGCGCAAGCAGAGGUGCGCUCAGGCUCCAUGGCCUCAUAUGAUUGGGGGGCUCGUUUGGGUGGCUUUUCUCUUUGGGGUGGUUGGCUUGCGUUUCUGCCCCGGGCCUCGGGGCAGAAAUAGAACAGCCCUGCUUAGCGCGUUUGCAAAGGCGGACGCGCAGCCGCCAUCGAAGAGGCGCUACGCGAUGAUAGGUGAGGGCGCCGAGCAAUCAACUGGCCAAAAUUUCAAAGAUGGGCGAAAAGGUGGAUAUUUUAGGGCCUUCAUUUUUUUCUCUACAACUCGAGGAACAGAGAACUUGUCAUGCGACCAGACCCUAAGAGUGAGAAGUGGAUUUGAUAUUUGGCAUGACAUCACACGAUGAGCGGAAGGGAGAGUAGUUCUUGUGCACCUUUGAUACCAGCCCAAGAAGUAUCAAAAGACAGACGACGAGUGGUGGGCGAGGGCGUGGGAUGAAACGCCGGAAAAAGAUCGAGACGACAACAAAAGUGGCGGACCUGCUGGAUCCUCCUCCUACAACAGGGUCCUCCCCAAUAGUAGCCGGUACGGGAACGGGAACAACAACAACAACCGCGAGCCAAAGGUGGUGGACAAAAGUUCAGGUUACUGCGACUGGUAG